GCAGCUCACAUCUCACUUUCUGACCAGUUGGUUCGGCUUAAAGCAUUAUGACCGAUAAGCCCCCGGAGCCGACUCAAUCGCCGCCGUCGAAGCCGGUCACGCUCCAGGACUGGGAGUCCGUAAUCGACGAUUUCCACCACGGCGGCGCGCGCCGCCACCGCUGGACCUCCGCGCACCCAAUCCUCAUCGACCAGGCCCUCUCCUGUCUCAACAAGCGUGAAUUCCCUCUCAAGCUCAACCUCAUCGUCUUCCUCGAAGAGUUCUCCGACCCGCUCUUCACAUCCGACCCGGAUUCCCUCCCCAAAACCCUCCACCGCCUCAUCGAAACCCUCCGCGCCCUGAUCCAGACCCCCGCCGAUGGCGUCCACGUCACUCUCGCGCUCAAGGAGCAGGUCAUGCUCUCCGUCACCGCCAUCGUCAUCGCCGCCGAUUACAUGCUCGACGGAUUGGUCGAGCUGCUGCUGACUGUGGUCAACCGCCCCAACCACGGCGUCGACCGCCAGGCGCGUGCGCUCGCGUGCGAGUGUUUGCGCGAGUUGGAGAAAUCCUACCCCUGCCUUCUCUCCGAUAUCGGCGGCCAUCUCUGGAGUCUGUGCCAGAGCGAGAGGACUCACGCCGCGCAGAGCUACAUUCUCCUCUUUACGACCGUCGUUCACAACAUCGUCGCCAAAAGGCUGAGCGUUUCGAUUCUCAAUACGACGGUGCCUUUGGUGCCGUUUACUGCUCCUCAGGUGUUGGUGAGUGGCUCAGGGAAGGAGGGCGGCGGCGGAGGGUUGAACUACAAGGAGCUGAGGAGAGCUAUGUCGUUUUUGCUGGAGUGGCCGCAGGUGCUGACGCCGUGCGGGAUGGUGGAGUUCAUGGACUUGAUAAUGCCGGUGGCGAUGGCAUUGGAGCUGCAGGCUUCAAUGCUGAAGGUUCAGUUUUUCGGAAUGAUUUACUCGUCGGAUCCUCUGCUUUGUCAUGUUGUUUUGACAAUGUAUAGGUCGUUUGUGGAUGCGUUUGAUGGGCAGGAGGGGCAGAUUGCGAGCCGGCUUAUGCUGCUUUCGAGGGAAAUGCAGCAGCAUUUGGUGUUUAGAUUGCUGGGGCUGCAUUGGUUGUUGGGGUUUGGUGAGGUGGUGUUGAAGAGAGAAGUGAGGAAAGUGAAGGGCAUUGUUGAUAUGGGGUUGAGGUUUUAUCCCAGUGUGUUUGAUCCGCUGGCGUUGAAAGCUUUGAAGCUUGACCUGCUUGCGUUUUGCUCCGUUUGUGUUGAUAUGUUGAAAUUGGAGGGUGUUUCGGGCGAGGAGGAGAGGGGUAGUGCUAAGUUGGUGGUGAAGGUUUUUCAAGAUGGACUUGUUUCUGUAUCCGCCUUCAAAUGGUUACCUCCACACAGCACGGAAACUGCAGUGGCAUUUCGAACUUUGCAUAGGUUCUUGAUUGGGGGAUCAUCUCAUUUAGACACUGAUCCGUCGACCACUAGAAGUCUCAUGGACUCCACCACAUUCACUUUCAUACAGGGGAUGCUGGUGGACCUGAUGUUGGAGUUCAGGAGAUUGGUUCCAGUGAUUGUUGCUUUGACUGAUCGGUUGUUUGCUUGUCAAAAGCACCGUUGGUUAGGAGAGCGUCUGCUUCAGAGUUUUGAUCAGCAUUUGCUUCCAAAAGUCAAGUUGGAUUAUACUUUGGUUUCUUGCUUCCCAGUAUUUGAUAAAAUUGCUGAAUCUGAUACCAUUCCCCCUCGAGGAUUGCUUGAGCUGCUUACCAAGUUCAUGGCAUUCCUUGUUGUCAAACAUGGCCCAUUUACAGGACUGAGGUCAUGGUCUCAGGGAAGCAGAGUUCUUGGCAUCUGUAGAACAUUUCUGAUGCAUCACCAUAGCUCUAGAUUGUUCCUCAGAUUAUCUCGUCUUUUUGCAUUCACUUGCCUUUACUUUCCUGAUUUGGAGGUUCGUGACAAUGCAAGGAUCUACCUUCGGUUGCUUAUCUGUGUACCAGGAAAAAAGCUCAGGGAUAUGCUGAAUCUUGGGGAAGAACUCGGUAUUUCACCAUCUGCACUGCCAAGUUUUAAUAUCCAGUUUCCUCUGUCCGUUGAAAAUCUUAAGAAGUCUAAGGGCAUCUCCUCAUAUGUUCACCUUGAGCGCAUGAUUCCCCUACUUGUUCAACAGUCUUGGUCCUUGUCUCUAUCAUCUUUUGGUUUUGGGAAUCUUGAAUCGGGUUACCCAGAAGGCAUCAGAGACAGUGAACCCAUAAUAGAGGAGAGUGAAAUUGAUAGCAGCAGUAAUAUCCAGAUUAUCCCUGAAACUGAAGGAAUUGAUCGACCACGGGAGCCGUUGCGUGUCAUGGAUGCAAAGAUUUCAGAGAUAUUAGUAACAUUAAGGAGGCAUUUCUCAUGCAUUCCUGAUUAUAGACAUAUGCCGGGACUCAAGGUUAGAAUAACAUGUUGUUUGAGGUUUGAUUCUGAGACUUUAAGUCACAUAUGGGGACUUGAUCCCCCUACUGAUGUGUUGGAUGAGUUAGAUGCCCUUCCUGCUUUUUAUGCGAUUGUGCUAAACUUCUCGUCAUCUGCACCAUAUGGUUCUAUUGCCUCAUAUCAUAUACCUUUUCUUCUUGGUGAACCUCCCAGAAAAAUUGAUAUAUCAGAUCAAUCAGCUGCUUUAGCUGUUAUUCCUGUUGAAAAUGGUUCUCAAGAAGAGGAAAGCUUCAGAGCUCCAGUAAUGAUAGAACUGGAACCACGGGAACCUACUCCUGGUCUGGUUGAUGUUUCCAUUGAAGCAAAUGCGGAAAAUGGUCAUAUAAUCCGUGGUCAGCUUCACAGUAUCACUAUAGGAAUAGAGGAUAUGUUUCUCAAGGCUGUUAUACCACCUGAUGUCCCAGAAGUUGCUUCACCUGGCUAUUACUUGGACUUGUUCAAUGCUCUCUGGGAGGCAUGCGGUAAUUCUAACACUGGGCGGGAGACCUUCCCAUUGAAAGGAGGGAAAGGGGUUGCAGCUAUCGCUGGAACCCGGUCAGUCAAGCUACUUGAAGUUCCUGCAUCUAAAGUGAUUCAGGCAACUGAGCGCUACUUGGCACCCUUUGUUGUAAGUGUGAUUGGAGAACCACUUGUUAGUGCUGUGAAAGACGGAGGAAUCAUUAGGGACAUCAUAUGGAGGGAUGACGCCUCCGAUUCUUUCCUUCAUAUCACUAGUUCUGGUACUGAUUUCGAUAGAGGCCCUCUUCAUCUUACCUACACUGAUGACAUAGAUGAAAGGGACAGCGCUGUCAAUAUCCGUAGGAAAAACAUGGGCUGCUUCCUCAUUUUGAUAUUUCUACCUCCAAGGUUCCAUCUCCUCUUCCUAAUGGAAGUGUGUGAUGAUUCAACAUUAGUAAGAAUUCGAACUGACCACUGGCCAUGCCUUGCUUAUACUGAUGAUUAUUUGGAAGCUUUAUUUUUGGCAUAGAAAUUUGUCUCUUCUGUUGACUUUGCUAGUAAUUGGCAUUUUUGUUCUAUAUUCUUUUGUCCCUUGUUUAGUAGUACAGAGAAGGGUAAUUUUUUUACACCCCAGAUAAACUUUACUGUAUAUACGUGCAUCUUCCAACUUUGUAAUUGUUGAAUUAGA
Molecule: messenger RNA, 3566 nt
Organism: Argentina anserina (silverweed cinquefoil)
Lineage: Eukaryota; Viridiplantae; Streptophyta; Magnoliopsida; Rosales; Rosaceae
Exons: 3
Coding region: 48-3407 (1119 amino acids)
Biological process (GO): endosomal transport
Cellular component (GO): AP-type membrane coat adaptor complex
Source: RefSeq, a predicted model, not a curated record